AUGAGCUUCAUCGCGGACGAUGUGGAGAUCGACCCGGUCACACUCAACCUCAUCAUCCUCAUCGCCAGCUAUGUCAUCCUGCUCCUGGUGUUCCUCAUCUCCUGCAUCCUGUACGACUGUCAGGGCAAAGACCCCACGAAAGAGUACGCCCCGGACCCGGUGCCCAACGUCAACUCCGCUCCCAUCCGGCUGGUGGUCAUGCAGAGCUCACCCGCCAACGCCCGGUGGGACCAGAACAAGACGGUGACAUCUUACGAGACACCCAGCGCCGAGAAAAAGAGUACUUUGGUUUGA
Xyrauchen texanus (razorback sucker) is the source of this 294-nucleotide messenger RNA. RefSeq names its product small integral membrane protein 36-like. The record is from RefSeq and is a predicted model, not a curated record. The coding region runs from base 1 to 294 and encodes 97 amino acids. NCBI's taxonomy places the organism in Eukaryota, Metazoa, Chordata, Actinopteri, Cypriniformes, Catostomidae. The transcript has a single exon.